GCAAUGGCGCAACAGCAGGCCGGAGAGAGGUCAAUGACCUCCAGACAAGGCCGGGACAAGCAGCGAUAUGGUCCCAAUGGCGAGCGUCUCGUAGCCGGCGUCGUGCCACUCAACGCUGACCGUACCUAUGUCAUGCUCAUCCAGAGCUCCAGCCGUAAAGGUUGGGUGCUCCCCAAAGGCGGCUGGGAGACCGACGAGGCCACCGCUCAAGAAGCCGCCUGUCGCGAAGCCUGGGAGGAAGCAGGUAUCGAGUGUCGCAUUCAAAAAGAUCUUGGCAAUAUCGAGGAGAAGAGAAGCGCAGCAUCAAUUGCCAAGUAUGGCGCUCUAGCGCCAAAGGCAUUGUACAAAUUCUACGAGGUCAUUGUAACCGUCACACGCGAGAACUGGCCCGAGGCACACAAGCGAGAUCGGCAGUGGAUGACCUUCCGCACAGCCAGAGACCUGCUACAAGAUCGUCCGGAGCUCCUGGAGGCGCUGGAGCGAAGCAGUAUCAAGCGGUAGUACUGCGAAACUGCCAUCUUGAGCCAACGCAGCGCACACCGGAUGUACCAAAUCGACCCUGUCGCACCGACACUCGAUAUGAGCGAGGCCAACGACCUAUGAAUAUCGGACGACUGAUUCUAAACAUCGGCACCCUCGGACUGGAAGCCUUUCAUUAUGUAUGCAUUGGGCGGCGAGCACUUGUUUCUUAAAAAGAUCAUCACGAGAACGGCACAGUUCUGGAGCUGUACGACUACAUCCUAAGAGCCGAAAAUGGCGCAGAGCAACGACAUGGUCGCCAUCGUACCUUUGAUAUUUAGAUCAAUGAUACUUGUCAGCGAAUGCCGCCUUUUGGCUGGCGGCACAAAAGUCGAAAAU
Pseudocercospora fijiensis CIRAD86 is the source of this 858-nucleotide messenger RNA. RefSeq lists its product as uncharacterized. NCBI's taxonomy places the organism in Eukaryota, Fungi, Ascomycota, Dothideomycetes, Mycosphaerellales, Mycosphaerellaceae. Bases 4 to 501 code for a protein of 165 amino acids. Gene Ontology annotation, biological process: diphosphoinositol polyphosphate metabolic process; adenosine 5'-(hexahydrogen pentaphosphate) catabolic process; diadenosine hexaphosphate catabolic process. The transcript is spliced from 2 exons. Gene Ontology annotation, cellular component: cytoplasm; nucleus. The record is from RefSeq and is a predicted model, not a curated record. Gene Ontology annotation, molecular function: endopolyphosphatase activity; bis(5'-adenosyl)-hexaphosphatase activity; diphosphoinositol-polyphosphate diphosphatase activity.